Messenger RNA from Synchytrium microbalum, 1713 nucleotides. RefSeq lists its product as uncharacterized. Gene Ontology annotation, molecular function: protein binding. Gene Ontology annotation, cellular component: centrosome. The coding region runs from base 1 to 1713 and encodes 570 amino acids. The transcript is spliced from 3 exons. NCBI's taxonomy places the organism in Eukaryota, Fungi, Chytridiomycota, Chytridiomycetes, Synchytriales, Synchytriaceae. The record is from RefSeq and is a predicted model, not a curated record.
AUGCUAGACAAUCGAGGAUCUCUAGCAGCAGCAGUCUCAUCUAUGGGCGAAUCUACAAGAUUUGGGCCAACAUACGCAUUAUGGAAUGCCGCACUAUCACGACUAGGAAAAACAGGACGAUCACCACCGAUAUGUACAUCUACGAAAAUUAUAGAGAAUCUUUGCUACGCUAUUAAAGAGAAUGUGACAUUCAACAACACAAUCACAACACUGGACCUUGUCGGUCUACCCUUAACAAUCAAGGCCCUAGUAAACCUCGGUAAAGCAAUUUCCUCAAACGCAUCGAUACGGAAACUCUCCCUCGCCAACUGCCGAUUCGGCGACGACGGAUUCAAAGCAAUCGCUCCCGGCCUGAAAUCAUCAUGCAGCAUCCGCUCCAUCAACGUAUCGGCAUGCAACUUAACAUCAUUCAGUGCGUCCCUCCUUGCUGAACUGCUUAAAUCCCAGGCAUUACGGAGACAAGCAUCAAGAUGGGCUACGACACUUCGCUUUUCAUCUGACGAUCUGCCACGGGCUGCUGAGAAUUUAGAGUCUAUUGCUGACUCGUCGCCGAUACGGAGGGUCAAUCUGUGCUGUAAUUUUAUCGGUGAUGAAGGAUGUGAGUUUUUGGCUGAUGCGUUGAGGGAGGAGAUUGGGUUGCGGGCGCUAGACUUGCAAUUUAAUGAGAUUACGACGCAUGGUGGGAGGGCGUUUCAGCAGGUACUGGAUUUCAACAAGGAGCUUGUGUUACUUGAUUUGAGGAAUAACCUAAUAGACCCAGUGCUACAUCACCUUAUGCAACGCAAGAUUCGAGAAAAUAAUGAAAUUUACUCUGGACAUGCUAUUUCAGAGGCGAACUCUGAGCUACUGCUCCUACCAGCCCACGACCCCCUCCAGAACGCCUUCCACGUAUCCUGCGAAGUCUCACACACCCAACACACACAAUCCUCACUCAACCGUGUAAACAUCUCAGCACACACCCUCCAUCCAACCACACCGAAAAAAUCCAAAAAAGUAGUCAUAACCACCAACCCCACAACCCCAACAUCAAAACCAGCAUGGAAACCCGCCGGAUCAAACAAUCGCUGGAUCCGUCCCAAACAACGUGCCUUCAAUGCCGUAGCGCUGCUAGACCCUUCACUGAGAUCAUCACGGGCUCCAUCCGUGCCGGAUAAUACACAGGCAGGAUCAGACUGGGACGCGGAUUCACAGUCGCAUAUGGAGGUUGCCGCGGCUGAAGAGGUAAUUCGAGAUUUGAUUGAUGUGCAUGCGAGUGGGAAGCAUCGUGUGAGGGAUGUGAGUGUUGGCGUGCAUCAGGAUAUGUCUGUGAUUAAGAACCAGUAUCAACAGCAUGAACAGCAUGAGACAGAGUCGAUAGAUCUGGACACGUCGGUACCUGCAUCGCUUAUUGAACCACACGAAGCUAAGCGAGGAAUGGUUACGGCUGCACCAGCAAGAACAGUAGAUCAUGGACAAGACCUGUCAGUUGUCGUAGGUACGAUUGAGAAAUCAUUCAAGGGGCUUACGCUGUUGUUGGACGAGCUGGAACGUAAGCAGAUCAAGAAGAGGAUCAAGAAAGCCAUGAAAGACAACAUCAUUAAAGAUUUGCCACAUUUGCCCGUGAAGGAACAAGAAAGAGUAUAUGAUCAAGAUACCGAAACGAGCACAUCCUUCAUUCGUGAAAAGAUAGAUAAGAUUGCACAGAGUAUGAAGAUUGUAAAUACACUAUAUUGA